Verticillium dahliae VdLs.17 is the source of this 732-nucleotide messenger RNA. RefSeq lists its product as uncharacterized. The record is from RefSeq and is a predicted model, not a curated record. Bases 1 to 732 code for a protein of 243 amino acids. NCBI's taxonomy places the organism in Eukaryota, Fungi, Ascomycota, Sordariomycetes, Glomerellales, Plectosphaerellaceae. The transcript has a single exon.
AUGGCCAUCCUGUUCGUCUUGGGCAGUGUUGGCGGCAUCCCCAUCGACAGCUACAGCAACUCAACUAACGUCCAGUACGUCAUUCACGGCAUCAACACCAAGCUCAUCGGUCCGAUCACUAUCUCGCUCGUCAUCACGUCCCUGAUGGUUGUUCUCUUGUACAAAAACAUCAAGCAGCAUCGCGCCGAGAUCGCCGCUCUCAUCUCUCGGAAGAAACGUCGCACUGCCUCCGUGAUCGCCCUGCCGCCCUCGCCUGCCACCAAAGGCCGACAGGCAAACACGGGAGACGAACUGGACGAGGACGAGGACGAUGGCUUUGGUGAUGUGGGCGACGUCACGGAGCUCAUCGACAUGCCAGUCAUGUCGGGAUCUUCCGACGCCGACAUGAUUUCGCUCCGCACCUUCCUCGCCGACACCGACCCCGAUCACAGAGGCAAAGGCAACCCCGUUGGUGCCAAGAGCAGCGCCGGCGAGUUGGCCACUGGACCUGAACUCAGACUCGAGGUCGACAUCAAAGGGAAGGCAAAAGCCAAGACGACGCCCGUCAAGGGAGCCCGCCGCGUCUCCUGGGGCAAGACUCUCUAUGCUCCCUCGCCUGAGCGCUCCGUCCAGCGCGGCUCUCGUGCUCCGCGACGCGAGGCUCCUCGUCCUGGAGAGUCAGAGGCCGGUCCUUCGGGCACCCACGGCUACGAAUCUGAUAAAGAGGAAAACAACGCCUUUGUGUUUUGGUAG